AGCAACACGAAGAAGGAGGAGGAGAGACAUAUAAGGGAGGAAAAGAAAGGAGAUGCAGAAAAAGAAGAAACCAAAUGAGCGGGUUAUUGGCUAUGGCCGUUUGGUGGCGAUCGGUGAAGAUGAUGAGAUUCGAGAGAUGAUCGACAAAGAUGGUGAUGAGAUCGAAGUCGGGGGACUGGAAAAUCAUCCUAAAAAAAACAGUUCUCCAAAACCCCCUUUUUGUUUUCCCUGUGGUUAUGGCCGUCUGGUGACGAUUGGUGAAGAUGAUGAGAUUCGAGAGAUGAUCAGCAAAGAUGGUGACGAGAUCAAAGUCGGGGAACUGGAGAGAGGCUGACGGUUGGAGAAAAGAAGAUCCUUAUUUUUGUGUGGCUAAGAAGAUUCUUAUUUGUUGUGUGGCUACUCCCUCUGGCUUUGUCCGAAUUUCCUCCACUGGUUUUUUAAAGUCUAUAAAUUUAAUGUGAUGUUUGUGAGUCUUUUGUUCCAUUUUGGCUUAUCUCAAGUUCAAAGUUACUUCUGAUGUUGGUCCAUGUCUUUGCCUUGUUUCAUCUUAGUCAUUUGAUCUAUGCUCCAAUCAUAUAUAUUUGCGUGAGUUAUAUUCUGUAAUUCUUUACUGAUUUGUAUGUUGUUUUCAUGUCCAAGUUCAGAUUUUUUGCUGCCUUGUUUACUGUAUUGUGCUUACAACUUCUGGUUUCAAGUGCAUAGCAUCCCAGUUUCCAAAUUAAUUCUCUUAUUGUUUUUUUAAGUCUGCUCCUGAGUCAUUAUGGUUCUAGAUUUCUAGUGGUCAUCCACCUGACAUGUCCUUUCUCAAGAUUACUAGGUUCUUUCCAGCUAUUCAAAAUGGAGGGAUUGGUUUCUGUAAGAGCUUCACCCAAAAUUUCCUUCUAUUCUCUCAAUCAGAGAACAAGUUUCUC
Molecule: messenger RNA, 911 nt
Organism: Rubroshorea leprosula
Lineage: Eukaryota; Viridiplantae; Streptophyta; Magnoliopsida; Malvales; Dipterocarpaceae
Source: the annotation of a GenBank genome assembly